CCCCGCUCGUAUCAUGUGACCGCGGAAACCUGGAGGCCUGUGGCUGGGAGGGCGAAAUCUGCCGCGGGGUCGGGGCCGACACACGUCGGGCGGGAUGGAGGCGACGCUGGAGCAGCACUUGGAGGACACAAUGAAGAAUCCUUCCAUUGUUGGAGUCCUGUGCACAGACUCUCAAGGACUUAAUUUGGGCUGUCGUGGGACCCUGUCAGACGAGCAUGCUGGGGUGAUAUCUGUUCUAGCUCAGCAAGCAGCUAAGCUAACUUCAGACCCCACUGACGUUCCUGUGGUGUGCCUAGAAUCAGAUAAUGGGAACAUUAUGAUCCAGAAACACGAUGGCAUCACAGUGGCAGUGCACAAAAUGGCCUCUUGACAACCCAAGUCGUGCGCGCAGCAGCCUGCCACGGCCCUAGAGCCCACCCGUCUAUCACCUUACACGAGUCUUCAAGUUAGGCCAUUUAUUUAAUGUGCAUUGGGCACUUCUAAUUUUAGAGUAAACUGCCUUUUGACACUCUGUAAACUAUAUAAAAUGUUAGUGUGAAGUAUCAGUAUGAAAGGAUGUUCCAAAACAGGAGGUCUGGGUUACUUUGUAUAUAGAAUUGUUAUGUUUAAUAAAUUUCACCUGAGGAAAGCUUA
Condylura cristata (star-nosed mole) is the source of this 633-nucleotide messenger RNA. RefSeq names its product late endosomal/lysosomal adaptor, MAPK and MTOR activator 5 (gene LAMTOR5). Gene Ontology annotation, cellular component: Ragulator complex; cytoplasm; lysosome. The transcript is spliced from 4 exons. Lineage: Eukaryota; Metazoa; Chordata; Mammalia; Eulipotyphla; Talpidae. Gene Ontology annotation, molecular function: guanyl-nucleotide exchange factor activity. Gene Ontology annotation, biological process: positive regulation of TORC1 signaling; cellular response to amino acid stimulus. The record is from RefSeq and is a predicted model, not a curated record. Bases 95 to 370 code for a protein of 91 amino acids.